Molecule: messenger RNA, 2894 nt
Organism: Symphalangus syndactylus (siamang)
Lineage: Eukaryota; Metazoa; Chordata; Mammalia; Primates; Hylobatidae
Gene: CYP7B1
Product: cytochrome P450 family 7 subfamily B member 1
Biological process (GO): bile acid biosynthetic process; cholesterol homeostasis
Molecular function (GO): iron ion binding; heme binding; oxysterol 7-alpha-hydroxylase activity
Source: RefSeq, a predicted model, not a curated record
AUUCAGCCUGGGAGACCGCGGUGACAUUCCUGUCUGCGCUGCGGGCAGGCCAGCCUCUCCGGCCCUGAACUAGGGGGCGCCGCCGAGAGAAGCCGCCGCAGGCUGCAGAGUCGCCGACCGCGCUGUUCGCAGGCAGACCCCGGGCUGCCCACCGCGGCCUAGCGCGCGCCGGAUGGCAGGAGAAGUGUCCGCGGCCACGGGCCGCUUCUCGCUGGAGCAGUUGGGCCUCCCGGGCCCGGCCCUUGCAGCGGCCCUGCUGCUCCUGGCUCUCUGCUUGCUCGUCCGGCGCACCAGGAGACCCGGUGAGCCUCCAUUGAUAAAAGGUUGGCUUCCUUAUCUUGGAGUGGCCCUGAACUUACGAAAAGACCCCUUAAGUUUCGUGAAAACCCUUCAAAAGCAACAUGGUGACACUUUCACUGUUCUUCUUGGUGGAAAGUACAUAACAUUUAUCCUGGACCCCUUCCAGUACCAGCUAGUGAUAAAAAAUCAUAAACAAUUAAGCUUUCGAGUAUUUUCUAAUAAAUUAUUAAAGAAAACAUUUAGCAUCAGUCAGUUGCAAAAAAAUCAUGACAUGAAUGAUGAGCUUCACCUCUGCUAUCAAUUUUUGCAAGGCAAAUCUUUGGACAUACUCUUGGAAAGCAUGAUGCAGAAUCUAAAACAGGUGUUUGAAUCCCAGCUGUUAAAAACCACAAGCUGGGACACGGCACAACUGUAUCCAUUCUGCAGCUCAAUAAUAUUUGAGAUCACAUUUACAACUAUAUAUGGAAAAGUUAUUGUUUGUGACAGCAACAAAUUUAUUAGUGAGCUAAGAGAUGAUUUUUUAAAAUUUGAUGACAAGUUUGCAUAUUUAGUAUCCAACAUACCCAUUGAGCUUCUAGGAAAUGUCAAGUCUAUUAGGAAGAAAAUUAUAAAAUGCUUUUCAUCAGAAAACUUAGCCAAGAUGCAAGGAUGGUCAGAAGUUUUUCAAAGCAGGCAAGAUGUCCUGGAGAAAUAUUAUGUGCACGAGGACCUUGAAAUAGGAGCACAUCAUUUAGGCUUUCUCUGGGCCUCUGUGGCAAACACUAUUCCAACUAUGUUCUGGGCAAUGUAUUAUCUUCUGCGGCACCCAGAAGCUAUGGCAGCAGUGCGUGACGAAAUUGACCGUUUGCUGCAGUCAACAGGUCAAAAGAAAGGGUCUGGAUUUCCCAUCCACCUCACUAGAGAACAAUUGGACAGCUUGAUCUGCCUAGAAAGCACCAUUUUUGAAGCUUUACGACUGUCCUCAUAUUCAACCACCAUGCGUUUUGUUGAGGAGGAUUUGACUCUCAGUGCAGAGACCGGAGACUACCGUGUGCGAAAGGGAGACUUGGUAGCCAUCUUUCCUCCAAUCCUACAUGGUGACCCUGAAAUCUUUGAAGCUCCAGAGGAGUUUAGAUAUGAUCGUUUUAUAGAAGAUGGUAAGAAGAAAACCACCUUUUUCAAAAGAGGGAAAAAGCUGAAGUGUUACCUAAUGCCGUUUGGAACUGGAACCAGCAAAUGUCCAGGCCGAUUUUUUGCACUUAUGGAAAUAAAGCAAUUAUGGAGUCUUGCUCUGUCGCCCAGGCUGGAGUCCAGUGGCAUGAUCUCAGCUCACUGCAACCUCCACCUCCUGGGUUCAGGCAAUUCCCUUGUCUCACCCCUCCGAGUAGCUGGGACUACAGGCACCCACCACUAUGCCUGGCCAAUUUUUGUAUUUUUAGUAGAGACGAGGUUUCACCACAUUGAUCAGGCUGGUCUCAAACUCCAGACCUCAGGUGAUCCACCCGCCUUGGACUCCCGAAGUGCUAGGAUUACAGAUAUGAGCCACCGCACCCGCCCCCAUCUUUUCAUUUUUAUAGCUUCACCUAAGUUUUGAAUUAAAAGAAAUAAAUAAUUAAUACCCAAGAUAUUGUUUUAUAUCAAUGACCAACAGUAAUGAAAUGCUCAGUUAGCAGAAACUAAAGCCCUGAAGUGGUUAAGAAAAAGCUACCUAUCACUAAAUCAGACAUGCUUAUAAGCAACCUAGAAGAAAACUUAUCUGCCUUGUUUUGGCUUUCCUGCCAUACUUCUUUAUUUCAUCUCCAUUUUAUAAUUAAGUUUUGGGUCACAAGUCUAAGGCAAAGGAGCUUCCAUACUGAAAAUCUACAUUUUUAAUGCUUAUUUUAUCAUAAAAAAUAAUUUGGGUAACAUUUUCUGCAAGCGACUUCUAGCUUAACAGUAGAAGUUUAAAUCUGUUCAAAGACCAAAGCACAAAAUUUAUCUAGGUUUUGAUCCUAGUAUAAAAGAAUGGCAAUAAUGAUGUGAACAAGAAUUACAUGCCCUUAGAAUGUGCACUUUUUAACCUAUUAAAUUUGCCAAUCUUGCAAACUAUUAUUUACUUGCAUUGCAUAAUUAGAUACUCAUAUUAACAUACUGAAUUAAGAAAAAGUUAGCAAGCCAAGAUGACAUUCUCUGUAGCACUAUUUUAAAUUAUAAUGAAUGAUCACAUAAAACUCUUUGUAUUUAUCUAAAGUAAUCAUUACUCUACUUCAUUUGUUUAUCUAAAUCAGUGAUCAUUGAUGUUUGAACUUUUUUGGCUUAAAUUUUUUUUAUACUACUUGCUAGAGUAAAAUAAAUUUAAUACAUGAAAAACUCUAGACAAUUUAAAAUAGGUUAUAAUUUGUCAAUGCUUAUGCUUUAAAAUAUUUUUAGAAAGAGGAGUGCUGUGUAUUAUUAAAACGAUUUUCUGAAAUUAUUUGUUUAAUACUAUCUUUGAUUUUAAAAUGACAUAUAUGUGGAUUUACAAUGAAUCAAAUUGUCUUAAAAGAUGUCAGAUAAGAAAUGCAAGUACUUUGCAAGUCUAAUACUUCAUUUUCUUUUAUGUACAACAAAAAUUUAAUAAAUUAACUUUUAAAGCA